Rubroshorea leprosula is the source of this 859-nucleotide messenger RNA. Lineage: Eukaryota; Viridiplantae; Streptophyta; Magnoliopsida; Malvales; Dipterocarpaceae. The record is from the annotation of a GenBank genome assembly.
UUAGGUUACUUUAAUCGACUAAGAGAAAUGAGUUUGGAAAGCCAAAAAACGCAGCUUUUCUGCAAGCCACUCUCUCGAACAGAUAUCAAUGUGAGGCUUUCAGUUCCGAUGGAAAGUUUAGAUGCGUUUGAGUUCGCAGAGGGUGAAUUCAAGGUAGAUUUCAAAGCCAUAGACAUCGAAGAGAAGCCAUGGAGAUUUUGCCUCUCCAAAAGGGAGAAUGAUGUCCACCCCAAACCGGUGCUGUCCGCUGGAUGGCUUGCUUAUGUUCAGAAAAAGCGUCUUCAGAAAGAUGAUAAGCUCCUUCUCCACGUUGAACGUAAAGAGGAGGAGGAAAAGAGAUACCGAAUUCAAGUGCUGAGAAAAGCCUUCAAGCUUUGCGGAUCGGACAUUUGGGUCGACGUAGAGAACUUAAAGAAAGAUGUCUAGAAAGUUACACCCAUGAAAGUUCUUUGACGGGUUAGAAGGUUCUACUACAUACCUCAUGAUUCUGCUUUUUCUGUUAAUUAGAAAAUAAUACAGUGUAUAAUAUUUAGAGUUUGGGAUGGAAUCUCUGCUUUGAAAGCCAUUGGUGUCUGAACUGCCAUAGCUUUUAGUGAGAAGUAAUUAUGUUCUCUACCUCUUUAAUUAUGGUCAAUUUUAAUUCUUCUACGGGCAUUGAACAAGUUCCUUGAGAAAAUGUUAUACAGAUUUCGUUAUAGUUAAGCCGAACAGGCUCAUGUCUAUUGUAUUUUCAUCUUGUCUCGGUGACUUCAAUGGAUUUCACUCAUGUAUUAUAGGUGUAAUGGCUUGAAUUCCACAUCAAUAAAAAAUUGUAAUUAAGUUUGAUGCAUAUGUGUGGAAAUCAACUAUUAUUAACAAU